Molecule: messenger RNA, 1785 nt
Organism: Lampris incognitus (smalleye Pacific opah)
Lineage: Eukaryota; Metazoa; Chordata; Actinopteri; Lampriformes; Lampridae
Gene: kcnk10b
Product: potassium channel, subfamily K, member 10b
Exons: 7
Coding region: 1-1785 (594 amino acids)
Biological process (GO): stabilization of membrane potential; potassium ion transmembrane transport
Cellular component (GO): membrane
Molecular function (GO): potassium ion leak channel activity
Source: RefSeq, a predicted model, not a curated record
AUGAAAUUUCCGCUGGACACCCCGAGGAAACAAGUUAAUUGGGACCCCGAACAAGUGGCGGUCCAGACAAACUUGGUCCCUCCCAAGAAGGUCCAGGCUGGCGUAGCCAAGUCAAGUCUGGUCCAGGCCAGCGUAGCAACCAUGCAGAACCCCAUGGGCUGCGACCCGAAGGCCAAUGGCCAUUGCCCGCUGCCACGCCUCUCCAUCUCCUCCCGAUCUGCCAGCAUGGUGGCCAGCAUGGAUGCCAGCUGCGACGGCUCGGUAGCAGUGCUUCACUCUGUGAUGAAGUGGAAGACGGUGCUGGCUGUGUUCAUAGUGGUGGUGGUUUACCUGGUGUGCGGAGGGCUAGCAUUCAGGGCUCUGGAACAGCCAUUUGAGAAUGACCAGAAGACCAGCAUCACCAUGGAGAAAGCAUCCUUCCUGCAGCGGCACCCCUGUGUCACUCCUGAUGAGCUGGAGGCCCUCCUCAAGCAUGCCAUAGAUGCUGUGAGUGCAGGAGUAAGUCCCAUCGGCGACACGACCUACAAUUCCAGUCACUGGGACCUGGGCAGUGCCUUCUUCUUCGCUGGGACUGUCAUCACAACCAUAGGGUAUGGGAACAUUGCUCCAAGCACAGAGGGUGGCAAGAUCUUCUGUAUCCUGUAUGCAAUAUUUGGUAUCCCACUGUUUGGUUUUUUGUUGGCCGGGAUUGGGGACCAGCUGGGGACCGUCUUUGUUAAAAGCAUCUUGAGAGUUGAGAAAAUAUUCAGACAAAAACACAAACAGAUCAGCCAGACCAAAAUCAGAGUGACAUCCACCCUCCUGUUCAUCCUUGCCGGUUUCCUCGUCUUUGUCACCAUCCCGGCUGUCAUCUUCAAAAAGAUCGAGGGUUGGACGAUGCUGGAGGCCAUCUACUUCGUUGUCAUUACUCUCACCACAGUUGGAAUAGGAGACUACGUAGCUGGUGGGAACCGUAAAAUUGAUUAUAUGAAGUGGUACAAGCCCCUGGUAUGGUUCUGGAUCUUGGUGGGCUUGGCUUACUUUGCCGCGCUCCUGAGUAUCAUCGCAGACCGGCUGCGAGUGUUAUCCAAAAAGACCAAAGAGGAGGUUGGAGAGUUUAAAGCUCAUGCCGCUGAGUGGAAGGCAAAUGUACGCGCUGAGUUCAGGGAAACACGCCGGCGCCUCAGCGUGGAGAUCCAUGACAAGCUCCAGCGGGCCGCCACCAUCCGCAGCAUGGAGCGCCGUCAGCUAGGUCUGGAGCAGCGUGCCCACUCCCUGGACAUGCUCUCCCCAGAGAAGAGAGCCAUGUUCACCAGUUUGGAUGCAGGCCGCUUCAAGACUUCCUCUCAGGAGAGCAUCGACACCAAGCUGAACAACCUGAGGCUGAAGGGGGCAGGUGAGCCGUAUGACCAUCAGGUCGGGGAACAGACACAAGAGACGGCCUCUUCAUCUGAGGAAAACCUAUUCAACCUACGCUUUGGAUCCCUGACCAAGCUGGCCAAGCGCAACAAGAACCGUGAGCUGAAGAGAAACAUUCCUGAGGACGUCCGACAGAUGUGUGAAAGCAUGAGCAGUGGUGGCGCUGUAUUGGGAGAGGGGAGGGGUGAGGAAGAGGAGGGAGAUUUGAGGUCAGAGGAAGAAAACAGUGAGAGGAAGAUGGGAAACACCAGCCUCACAAAUCUCUCACAGUAUGCAGCAGAGCACACCACGCUCAAUGGGGUCAUACUGACACCAGCCAAAGAGAGAGAGAACGAAAGAAUACUGGAAGGAAGAGAGCGUCAGCCACAGACGAGCCUAAAUGUAUAG